Messenger RNA from Mastomys coucha (southern multimammate mouse), 1515 nucleotides. It is a transcript of the gene Ckm, whose product is annotated as creatine kinase, M-type. Gene Ontology annotation, biological process: phosphocreatine biosynthetic process. Gene Ontology annotation, molecular function: creatine kinase activity. NCBI's taxonomy places the organism in Eukaryota, Metazoa, Chordata, Mammalia, Rodentia, Muridae. The transcript is spliced from 8 exons. Bases 152 to 1297 code for a protein of 381 amino acids. The record is from RefSeq and is a predicted model, not a curated record.
CUCCCUGGGGACAGCCCCUCCUGGCCAGUCACACCCUGUAGGCUCUUCUAUAUAAACCAGGGGCUGCAGGGGCUGCCCCUGGGUCACCACCACCUCCACAGCACAGACAGACGCUCAGGAGCAACCAGUCAGGGUCCCAAAAGCCGCCACCAUGCCGUUCGGCAACACACACAACAAGUUCAAGCUGAACUACAAGCCUCAGGAGGAGUACCCGGACCUCAGCAAGCACAACAAUCACAUGGCCAAGGUGCUGACCCCUGACCUCUACAAUAAGCUUCGAGAUAAGGAGACCCCAUCCGGCUUCACUCUGGACGAUGUCAUCCAAACUGGGGUGGACAACCCAGGUCACCCAUUCAUCAUGACGGUGGGCUGUGUGGCCGGCGAUGAGGAGUCCUACACGGUCUUCAAGGACCUGUUCGACCCCAUCAUCCAGGACCGCCAUGGCGGCUACAAACCCACAGACAAGCAUAAGACCGACCUCAACCACGAGAACCUCAAGGGUGGAGACGACCUGGACCCCAACUACGUGCUGAGCAGCCGCGUGCGCACUGGACGCAGCAUCAAGGGCUACACUCUGCCCCCACACUGCUCCCGCGGAGAGCGCCGCGCGGUGGAGAAGCUGUCUGUGGAAGCUCUCAACAGCCUGACAGGCGAGUUCAAGGGCAAAUACUACCCUCUGAAGAGCAUGACGGAGCAGGAACAGCAGCAGCUGAUUGAUGACCACUUCCUGUUUGACAAGCCCGUGUCACCUCUGCUGCUGGCCUCAGGCAUGGCCCGAGACUGGCCCGACGCCCGCGGCAUCUGGCACAACGACAACAAAAGCUUCCUGGUGUGGGUGAACGAAGAGGACCACCUCCGCGUGAUCUCCAUGGAGAAGGGAGGGAAUAUGAAGGAGGUUUUCCGCCGCUUCUGUGUGGGCCUGCAGAAGAUUGAGGAGAUCUUCAAGAAGGCUGGCCACCCCUUCAUGUGGAACGAACACUUGGGUUACGUGCUCACCUGCCCCUCCAACCUGGGCACCGGGCUACGCGGAGGUGUGCACGUGAAACUGGCGAACCUGAGCAAGCACCCCAAGUUUGAGGAGAUUCUCACCCGCCUUCGUCUGCAGAAGCGCGGCACAGGUGGCGUGGACACGGCUGCGGUGGGCGCCGUGUUCGACAUCUCCAACGCCGAUCGGCUGGGCUCAUCCGAGGUCGAACAGGUGCAGCUGGUGGUGGAUGGCGUGAAGCUUAUGGUGGAGAUGGAGAAGAAGCUGGAAAAGGGCCAGUCCAUUGACGACAUGAUCCCCGCGCAGAAGUAGGCAGGGCGCGCGCCUGGCGCACCAGCCUGCCGCGGGCUGGAGCCCUGCCCCCUGGAAGUCCAAUCAAUGGGCUCUGUCUUCUGGGUUCUGGCCAAUGAGAACCUGCCUCUCCGGAGCCCCGCCCACCUGCUAAACUCCCGCACUUGGGCGCUCCGGAGCGCCGGCUGCUUUCCCAUGCCCAUGCCCUGCCUUAAAUAAAAGUCCGUGGUGGCCUUAGC